ACCUCACUCUAUCACUCAUUCUCGUGACAGACGGUUGAAGGGUUCGUUUUUCACGCCAUACAUAGAACUAAAACAUCAUGUGCAAAUAAAAUUAGCGGAUUGAUUAAAAAGUUAUUUGGCAUUGGAUUUACGAAUACUGGAAUUACUAAAACUGCAUCAGUUACUACUGUUAUAAUCACCGUUGUAUAGUGAUGAGUAAUCUUACAAUAACUCACAGUAAUAUGUUAAAAAGUUCAAUUGCAAAAAAUGAACAGAUUACCGUCUGUACUGAGAAUAAUGAAAAUUCUGCAAAUACAAGUCAAAUAUCCCCGAGUUCUAGUUGUUAUAGCGGUAUCAGAUAUAAUAUGCUCCCAGUUAAUACAUACAAAUGUCAGUCAAAUGUUCAGCAGUUUUGUGGAGCUUCAAUGAAUAAAUCAGAUGAAUACAGUUCAAUGUAUACACUUUCUGAAGACAAAUAUACGUUUGAGACAAUGUCCAGUUCACUGGACAAAACACGAUCAACAAAUGAUUGCAUGACAGAAUCACAAAAUGGUUAUGAUUUAUCGACGCUGUCUAAUUUUUCUGAAGAUAAUGUGAGUAAAAUGCAGUCAUUAAUUCAACGUCAGACCGAAACUGUUGAGCGCUUAAAACAGCUAAACACGGAUUUGUUGAAAUUAUUACACGAGGAAUGGGUAAGUUAAUGUUCCCAACCUUCACAUUUUAACAGCUUCUUGUUUAGGUACGUUUUAGCACAAUAAGCAGUAAAUCUCACAGAUAUGUGAUUGUUUUUGGUGAUAUUUGACAUAAUUGUAGCAAAUGUAUAUAUCAUUACAAGAUUAUACACCCAUUUUAAACUAUUGCUCUCUGAAGUUCUAGGGCUAAGUGGAAUAUAACCACUCAAAAAUGGUUACAUUUAAGUUUCAGACAAUGGUAUUCGCAUAAUGUUAAUUAGCUAUCAAGUUACAUCGUUAAACAUUGAGUUUGCGUUUACUAAAGCAUAUCAUAUGUUCACUCAUGUGCACUCAAGUGUCCAACCACUUAUAUGCAUUCCAUGUUUUUGGUCUGACAAACUAUGGUAAUAAACAGGAACUUUCAACAAAUACAAUGUGAUAACUUGCAGAUUUAGACUUUUCUUUUUACUUGUUUUGACGUUAGACGAUAAGUGUGCUAAUCCAGUUAUCAUACGCAAAUCUUUUAGUCAGUGCUUUGUGAUCAUUUGGUUUAUAAUGACUUGUACAUUGAUGCUUAGAUCCACGAAUUCAUGAAAUGCCGAUUAAUAUAUAUAUAUAUAUACUCAACAUUGUAUAUUUAUAUAUUUUACAGUCGAUUACCGGAACUGUACCACCUGGUUAUGAAUCCUUAUGCAUUGAACUUGGUAUUUGCAAUAAACCCUUGAAAAAUACAUCAUAUCCUUUAUCACAUCUAUUAGUACACAAAGUCAGUACGGUAAGCACGAAAGCAGAAUAUUAUGAAUAUCUACAAAACAAAAGAAAAUUCUCACCGCUGAUUAAUAUGAUGUCUACAAGAAGAUCAUCAAUACGUUCACGGGCAAGUAAAAUUGAAAGAGUAAUCGAUGACUGCUUACUGCCAAAUGAUGAAGUUACUGGAAAUUAUCACAGUAAAGCUAGACGUUUAGUGGAAGCAUUUGGACGCAGUAUUAGUACAGAAUUAUUUCCAAAUAAACAGUUAAACAAUUUAACUGGUUCUCUUGAUACAUGUUCUAAUUUGAAUUCAUCUACACACGAUUAUAAUACAGUGAGCUUUCCGUUAAAUAAACGUGAAUAUCGUAAAGAUACAAAAACUGAGAAUUCAUUGACUUCGUUAGAAUGUUAUCGUGUGAAGCAUAUGACUAUGAGUACAUCGAUAUCUGAUUAUAGUUCAUUUCUAUCAACUGACUAUUCGCCAACAGCAGUUUCAUUAGGUCGUGAUUACCAAUCACUAAAGAAUGCAAAAAAUAAAAAUGAAGCACGUGUUUUAUUAUCGGAUUUAAAGAGUAAUUCAUCAACAAAUAUUAACGCUAAUUUUUAUAACAAUAACGAAAAUAUUCAUAACACAAAUUACGCCAGUGACAGUGAUGAUGAUAAUACCAAUUGCAGUAUGAAGUUCAACUAUUCAAUAAAUAAGGAAAUCGUUGAAAGUGAAGGACAGCAUUUACAGUUAAAUUUACGAUCAUCAAAUGAUUCGUAUGAAAAUGUAGAAGAUAUCAGACGCGCUACCUACGAAAUUGAAUUAAAACGCCUUGAAGUUGACUUUGCUGUUAUCUCGCAAUUAUACUCCGUACAUAAACAAAGAGCAAAGGAGACAAAAUGUGAAUCUUACAAAAUUGCUUACAAAUCCAAUUCUAAAAAGCUAAAGGAUAUAACUCAACAGAUAAAUCAUAUCAAAACUGUAUUAUUAUCGAACGACGAGAAAAGUGAAAGUCAAACAACUACCUCCUCAACUCAGAAACUGAUACAGAAACAAGCAUUCAGACGUCGAAAAACAUGGAACCCUCUGAAACUGAGUACUUCUAAUAGGAAAGCUAAUGAAAUUACAUCACAUAGGCUAUCAAAACAUGAAACAAUAAAUUGCCAUGGUUAUUCUUCACCAAUGAUAACAAAUACUGCUAACAAAUUUUCCAAUAUACCUACAAAACCUGAUCCAGACUGUUUUACAGGACAAAAGACAGCUACAGUUACCAGAAAGAGAUUACAGAACAUUUCUGCACGUCGCACAUCUAUCCUCCCGAUAGGUAGUUAUCAUUCAUUGCGAAAAUCUUUAGAUUGUCAUGAAGAUUUAUCACAAAAGUUAGAAUGCAGAUUUCCUGAAUCUAGUAAAUGUUUUUCGACAAGGGAUACAUUCCCUACAAAUCCAGAAUCCAAUCCUCCGAAUCCAAUCGACAGAACGCCAUCAAAAAAGGAUGCAUGUUGUGAACAAAGAGCCACAGUGAUUCCGUUUGAAAGAAGUACUGACAUAAGUGCACAUGAAAGCAAUUAUCUUCAUUCAGUGAAUUCAGCAACAGUAGAUCCCUUGAAGCUCACUUCUUUUGAUGAAACAGAAACAUCAGCAACUAAGAUUCCUGAUGCUGUUCGCAUAGUUACUCGACAUCGAGAAGGAAAAUAUACUGUUAAUACUCGUAAACGAUCUCAAUCACUAUCAUCAGAAUUGUUGAUUCUUUCUGUUGACGACACAUUCAGCCUACCUCGUGGUUUACUGAACAAAAUUGCGCGAGUUCGCUCUCUUCCCCAUUUCAAUUCUGAAAGAGUCUUUUCUAGUAACUGCUUACCUGGUCAAAAUAAAAUGAAAAAAUGUACAGUACCUGAAAGCUACUCUGUUGACGGAAAGCUGAAAAAUUUCAAGAUAAAGCCAACAAGUGUGACCAUACAGUCAUCUGGUAUUGGUCUAAACAACUCCUCUGCAUCUGUACCAUACACCGAUAGCUUAAGAAUGUCUAAUCCUGACUGCCUUAAGUGUAUGCCAAAGAAAACCACUUCAUCUAAUACUUCCUCAUCUAACUGGUCAACAUCUGGGUGUUCGUGUUUAUCUUCCCAAACAACAAAUUCAUCACCAUACAAAGAGGUGGUCUCUACACCAAAUGCAAGUUUUAAUGGAAAAGAAAAUCAGGCUACAUAUCGUCAGUUAGAUGAAGUCAGUCUAACUUUCUUGGAUGAAUAUAGUGAUACACCCUCAGCGCACAUUUCAGAGAAAACUUCACAAAUGAAAGUUUCAUUACGAAGUACAAACGAAAGAGGGAGAAGACUACCUAUCCCUCUUAUGGAAGUUACAAAUACACAACCUUUUGGGGUAUUGGUUUCUGCUAGGUGUAUCUGCAGUUGUUUAUCAGAAAAUGGACAAACUAAAUUAUCAGUCUGCCAGUGCUCGCACUCUGAAAACGUAAUCGUAAACGAUCUUCCGUUGUACACAGCUACAGAAUUACCUGAAUCAUGUUCUCAUAACGAAAAUGACCGAGAAUUUUUGCUAUCAUCUGUCUAUUAUAGUGAUGCAACUCAGUCAGUAAACCUUGAAAGUGAUGAAAGACUUCAUUCCCAAACAAUUUCAAAUUUAUGUCUUUCACCGAAACCGAACAGUCAUGAGAGAUACCAGAGAAAUGACAGCCAAUUAUCUUUUCGAACUCCUACCAAUGCCGAUUCUACUCAGUCUAAAAAAUUAUCUACUUUGAAGCGCUCAAACAGUGGCUUGAAGGGAAGAUUAAGUCUAAAGCCAUUUUCUCUGAUCAAACGUGCAGUUUCAAAAGUCGCAACAAAUUCUAUACGGCGUUCCCUUAACUCAGAUUCACCGUUCAUUGUACACCAGAAAACAAAACACACUGUAGGACCAACAAUACUUCCUUCUCUAAUUACAGAAAGGCGAAUGGAUAUGAAAUCAACUAAAGAAGUAAUGAAAGCAUGAGUAGAUGUAGAAAAACUAAAGAUUCAGUUAAUGUUGCCCAGGAUUCUUUUAGUUCACCUUCAAAUUCAAUUUUCGAUCCUAAUAAUAACGCGAAUACAAGUCGUUUUACAUGGGCGAGAAAACUUCGAUAUUCAAUCCGUCCAUCAAAUUCUAUUCACAAUAAAUGUACAAAUUAAAUGAUGCAUUGUUUAUUACUUGGUUAAAUCUUUUUUCUAUUCACUCUUACCUGUGAUCAGAUGUUUCACUCAUUCCUGCUGUUAUUAGUCCUGAUAAUACGACAAUAACUGUAUAGAUUUUAUAGACUUUCAUUUUCAUUCUUGAUUACAUUCGCAUUUAAUUCAUAUAUCGGUUAUUUGAUAAUCACCGUCUGAAUAUCAGGUAUUACUCUAAUUAUCCUGUCACUGAAUCUAACGAGUUUUUGAUUUCCUCUAGCAAUUUUUGCAUAGACAUAUACAACAAGAAUAUUUACACCAUAUUAUACCACUGUGGAAGAAUUGAUUUGAUUUGAGUUUAUAAUUAUUAAUCUUAAUCAUUUUAUAUUUUGAUUUACUUCUAUUACUUUUUUCUAACUAAAUUAAACAAAGAAAUGAC
Molecule: messenger RNA, 4959 nt
Organism: Trichobilharzia regenti
Lineage: Eukaryota; Metazoa; Platyhelminthes; Trematoda; Strigeidida; Schistosomatidae
Source: the annotation of a GenBank genome assembly